CAGUGUAUGUCAAAUGUCGAAAAUUCCUAGUGCAAAAACUGCCCAAGUUGAAAUUCCCAGAUCUUGGCAGCGUUACCAAGUGCUCGGUCUCUGGUGGUUGAUACCCUUUUAGGGCUUUUUAUUUAGAGUUCACAUUUUAUUACACAAAUUAACAAAUGGCUCUAAAUCCUCAAUACGAGGCUAUUGGUAAAGGCUUUGUGAGCCAAUAUUAUGCAUUAUUUGAUGAUCCUAUUCAACGACCGAAUCUACACUCAAUGUACAAUGCUGAAACAUCUUUCAUGACAUUCGAGGGAUCACAACUACAAGGUUCUGCCAAAAUUAUGGAAAAAAUUUCGAGCCUAACCUUUCAAAAAAUCACUAGAGUUAUCACAGCAGUUGAUUCCCAACCAACUUUUGAUGGUGGAGUUUUAAUCAGUGUUCUAGGCAGAUUAAAGUGUGAUGAAGAUCCUCCACAUGCAUUUGUACAAGUGUUUGUUUUAAAGCCUUUAGGGACCUCAUUCUAUAUCCAACAUGAUAUUUUCAGACUAGCUAUACAUGAUACUGCAUAACUCCUUGUUCCAAUUUCCAAAAAUGUUCUUUUGCGGUUUACCUAUUUUACAGUUAUUAAUUACAAUUUAUGCUUGUAAACUUAUUAUGAUUAAUAUAUAAAAUUUUAGAAAAUCCCAAGGAUUCAAUGGUUUGUUUUUGUUUACUCUUCAUUUAUUCACAAAAAAUGAGGUGAGAUGAUGAAUAAACGUUAUUUAAGUU
Molecule: messenger RNA, 747 nt
Organism: Coccinella septempunctata (seven-spotted ladybird)
Lineage: Eukaryota; Metazoa; Arthropoda; Insecta; Coleoptera; Coccinellidae
Gene: Ntf-2
Product: probable nuclear transport factor 2
Exons: 4
Coding region: 156-548 (130 amino acids)
Biological process (GO): protein import into nucleus
Cellular component (GO): nuclear pore central transport channel
Source: RefSeq, a predicted model, not a curated record